AUGUGGCCAUAUCAAUUCAAAAGUCUUUAUAAACUCGUUCGUCCUCGAUUGUUAAAAAGGAGUCGUCGUCGUUCAUUACACCCAGAGCUAAGACUGGCUUUGACCCUGUCGUACCUAGCGCAUGGGGAUAGCAUGUUUUCAAAGAAAGCUGAAUUUAGAGUUGGCAGAUCAACGGCAUACCGGAUUGUGCCUGAAGUGUGCCGCAUCAUAUGGGAUAUGCUGCAACCUUGUUAUCUGGCACAACCAACGCAAGAAAUAUGGACAUGUAUUGCCGACGAAUUCAUGCAAAAGUGGCAAUUCCCUAAUUGCAUUGGAGCAGUGGAUGGGAAGCAUAUCCGUAUUCAGUGUCCCCCAAAUACUGGCACUCAAUAUUCAAAUUAUAAAAAAUACUUUUCAUUAGUCUUGAUGGCUGUAUGUGACGCAAGUUAUAAAUUUACAAUGGUAGAUAUAGGACAAUUCGGCAGUAUCAGUGAUGGUGGAGUUUGGGCACAUUCGGAUAUGUCUCACCUUCUUGAUAAUAACUUGCUUGAUGUGCCCCCGAAGAAAGAAUUGCCUGGCACUUUCAUAGCAACGGAAUAUGCACUUGUAGGUGAUGAAGCUUUCCCCCUUAAGAAAUAUCUGCUACGUCCAUAUCCUCGACACCAGUUAACCGAUAAAGAAAGAGUGUUCAACUACCUAUUGUCACGAGCACGACGCGUUAUUGAAAAUGCUUUUGGCAUUCUUGUGUCAAGAUGGCGAAUUCUUACGAGACCUUUAUGUUGUUCUCCAGAAAAUGCUGAGCACUUAGUGAAGGCUUUGAUCUGUCUUCACAAUUUUGUUAUAACAGGAGAAAGAGAAAUUGCUCCAGCUCGCAGGAGGUACUGUCCAUCACAGUUGGUAGACAGAGAAACAGAAGAAGGUAUGCUUUUAGAAGGAGCAUGGUGA
Molecule: messenger RNA, 924 nt
Organism: Vollenhovia emeryi
Lineage: Eukaryota; Metazoa; Arthropoda; Insecta; Hymenoptera; Formicidae
Product: putative nuclease HARBI1
Exons: 2
Coding region: 1-924 (307 amino acids)
Source: RefSeq, a predicted model, not a curated record